AUCACCGAUGCAAGUAGGUUUGAAAGUGACACAACCUCUGCAAAUCUUGAUUAUGUCCUCUCUCUCACACAGAACUAGGUUUCAAGUAAACAAGAUUAUGUUAUCUCUGAAAGACUGAAAGGGGUACCUCUUUCUCAUGUUCAAGACCUAACAUGAUUAACUCAUCUGUCUGUCAUUUAUUAGGAUAAUCAUGCACACUGUUUGUUGCUAUAAAGCUCCUCAACACACACAUGGUGUUUUUGGGUUAUUAGCCCCGUGGGUCAAGUGUUUGAGUAUAUGCCCGACCCGAAUAAUUGUCGGGUCAUUUUGCGGCGCGGUGACAUGAAUGCUGCGUAGACAUGAUGAUGCUUGGAGGGAUUUGAUUUCGUGCCUUGUUCCGCUUUUCGGGUUUAUGAAGGCGCCUGAAUCUUUGCAGGAUACUAAUAAGGAUAGUGUUGUUUAAGAUUCAUUGGUAUAAUAAUGGAAUCAAGUCAGCUAUUUGGAGAGGCUAUGCCAACAUGUCAUGACGAGGUUCAGAUUUUGGACACUCAAAUUAAGUUAUUAAUGCAAGGAUGGUGAUUGAAAUAAGGAUUAUCAUUGCAAGGGGAUGUUGCAUUCAAGCGUACUCCAAGGUCUUAUUCAUUUGCGCUAAUUCGGAUAAUAGGGAAUCACAUCGAAUGAUCUUGUGCGUAUCAUAGUUGUGCAGAGCUUGGAGUAUUUAUCCUUUGUGCAGUUCUCGGGAAAGAAAUUUAUUUCCAUUUCUUGUGAAGCUAGAUGUUAUUUUUCUUGGUAUGUCUAAGCUCCUCCGAUCCUUUUUCAUUAUUAGUACUUUGUAUCUGUGCAAGUUUACUUUUGUCCUCUUUCUUUUCUCUCAGUGACACUCUAGUUUCUUGAGGUACUAAUAUUGAUCUCUCUUUUCUUCCACGUCAACUUUUCUUCAAUGUGAACUUCGUGCUCUGUAUAUAUGUUCUUCAAGUACACAAGUUAAUGCUCUUUAACAAAAACAAAUUAUAUUUCCAAUAUUUAUAGAUUUUUGGUAACAUGGCAACUCCAGUUGGGCGUGUUGGGCCUAUCUUAUUUUUAUAAUGUAAGUUACUUAUUUUCAAAAAAAGUACGUACGUGUGUACUAUUUCUCUUAAAAUAAGUACUUAUAUUGGAGAAUACGUGGUGAAGGAGACUACAAACAAGAUGGGUAGCACUUUUUUCUUUUUAACGUAGGAACUCGCAGCCGCUACCCUUCGGGUGCGCACUGGGUAAACCCACGAGCUCACGCAAUAGCCUGCAAACUACGUGAACCAAGGUAAACCGCACUUAAGCGACAGGCUCUGAUCCAGGAGGCAUAAUCACAAACUCUCCUCCCUUUGGGAGUCGAACCUGUGACCAAGGGGGUACAAGUCCCCUCUUUAACCAGCUGAACCAAUCCUUGCGGGCCAAGAUGGGUAGUACUUUUGUGGCUAGUUAAGAAUGAGAAAAGUGAAGCAUCAAUGUCGAAGGAAAAUAGAGGUUACAAAUGAAGAUGAGCAUCUAUUUUGUGGCAAUCGCUUAGUGGAAUUUGCAAAUAAGUGGGUGAAUUGCGAAUUCAAGGAUUAUUGAAACAAUUGACUUUUGAAGAUGAGAGAAUUGAUACAGAAAAAUGAGUCAGUUGAAUCUUGGUUGACAUCAGAUUUUAGCAAAGAUCAGCUCCAGAAGUUUUGGACCGGGUUGUCUCAACAUGCUCGUCAGGAGCUUUUGAGAGUAGAUAAACAAACCUUCUUGGAUCAAGUUCAUAAAAACAUGUUCUGUUCUAGAUGCCAUGGCUUUUUGGUUGAAAAGUUUUCCCAGAUUGCAAACAGGAAGUCUGAAAAUGUUGGGAACUCUGAUGUGGCUGGUUGCCAAUGUGCUCAUCAAGAUUCAUGUGCUGAUAAACAAACCUUCUUGGAUCAAGUUCAUAAAAACAUGUUCUGUUCUAGAUGCCAUGGCUUUUUGGGUGAAAAGUUUUCCCAGAUUGCAAUGUACAGGAAGUCUGAAAAUGUUGGUAACUCUGAUGUGGCUGGUUGCCAAUGUGCUCAUGAAGAUCCAUAUGCUGACCGAUGGGGAUGCCUCACCAUAACAAGAGAUGGUGCACUUACCCUUUUGGAUAGCUACUGGUUGUCGACGUCAUUAAAAGGAAUCAAAGAUGUUUUUGACUAUUCCCGUAAAAGAGAAAGGGAGCGCAAGUUGAUUUUCCCUUAUCAUUCCUGUGGUGUGGGUGGACGUUGGUGGAAAGGACCAGCAACAAGGGAAGCCUGUGCAGUGCAUACCGUCCGGACCUCUCUUGAUCAAUUAAUUGUGUUUUGGUCAUACCAAAAAGAAGAAGCUCGACAGUCUCUUUUUAGGAUGAAGGAAGAGGAUUUUGUUGAACAUCUAUUAUUCAGGUUGGACAACAAUAAGUUUUGUAGAGAAUGCAAAAAGAAUGUUCAUCGGGAGUUCAAGAAAAUAAAGGAACUGACAAGCUUACGAAAAGAAUCUAGCAUUCAAUUUGAGAUAUCCCAUGACACUGUUAAAGCUGAUUGGAGCCGUGAAUUCAUAGACACCGAAGGGUGUUACCAUCACUUUGAAUGGGGAAUUGGUACUGAGGAAGGAAAAUCCGACAUUUUGGUGUUCAAAAAUGUUGGAUUAACUAAAACAGCUCAAGUAAAAGGGUUAGAUCUCAGUGGUUUGGAUGCAUGCUAUAUCACUGUAAGGGCAUGGAAAAUAGAUGAAGACUGUACAGAAUUAUCUAUUAAAGCUCAUACAUUAGAGGGGCGAGAGUCUGUUUAUUGCCAAUUAGUGGUUGGUGAUGGUUUUGUCACUGUUACGGAAGGAGAAAGCAUACGAAAGUUUUUUAAACGCGCUGAUGAGGUUGUGAAAGAGGAUAAUAAUUUGGUGGACGAAAAUGGAAAUAGGCUGGAUGGAGGAUGUUCACGUCCCCAAGGACAUCCCAAGAGUCCUGAAGCUGCACGGAAAUUUCUUCUAGAUGCUGCUACAGUUUUUUUCACGGAACAAGUUAAAAAGGCUUUCCAGGAAUCGCUGGCGCGUGAGAAUGCCCAUAGUGUUUUCAUUUCCCUUGCACUAAAAAUGCUUGAAGAAUGUGUUCAUGUUGCUUUCAAGGAAAGGAAUACAUUGGAAAAUCAGGUAAAACUUCUUGAAGAAGAAGAGAAGGAAGGCGAGCGAAAAUCAAGGAGAAAAAAUAAAGAAAGAGAAAAGAAGCUUCGAAGAAAAGAGAGAAAGGAGAAUGAAAAGAACAGAGAAAGUUUUGCUCUAACCAAGCAACAGUUAGCACCUGUGGUUAAUAUUGAAGAAUCAACAAUAGUCGCUGUGGAGCCUGAUGCCGUCGAAACAGGUAAAAUUAUGUCAUCCAGACCUGUAUCCCCACAUAUCCAGAAUGAGCAUGGAAAAGAUGUGUACAUGAGAAAGAAUAUGUGUAACUCAUCUGAUGUCAGUUCUGAGAAGUUUGCCAGAAGUAACGAUAAGAGCGGUUCAUCUGCUUCCGAUCAAUUAAAGUAUUAUGGAUGGAAACUGAAUAAUCACUGUCAACAGGAUGCAACUUCAAAGUGCUCUACUAAUAAGCAAUCUGCAGUUGUUCCCGGCAAUGGGGUUAUGUUUAACAAAUCUGAUUAUCAUUAUGAUCGUUUUGAUACUUCUUCAAGGACUACCAGUGAACAGAAUAAGCAUUCUAAAAGUACAAAAUCAGUUAUUAGAGCUGGGGAUAUGUCCAAACCAUCUUCCUUUGGAAAUAAGUUCACUCUAGGAGAUUACAUGCAUAAUAGUCGUGGUAGACCGCAACUUAAUUUUGUUGCAGAGAAUAUUCCUACCAGCAGAGAUUCACCUCGAAUUGAGGAAGUCGGGGAAACCACAAAGUUGCAGACGAAGCAUAUCCGAACUUGCUCUGAAUCUGCUGCUGAUAGUACAUUGAGUGCUGAUGCUAUGAAACCCUGUAAACCUCUUGACAAUUUAGGUGCAGGUGGUCAGGUGGCUGUACGCAUCAAAGACAAAGAUGAUGUGAAGAGAGAAUCUAGAUCAUCUAAACCAGGAAUGGGAAAUAAGGGCCACAGUGGAUUCUAUGUCAAAAAAGAAACCUCUCAGUACUCAACUGGAGCGGUGGAUGUGUGUAGUUUUUCAGCUAGGACCAGAAACCCUUCUAUAAAAAACAAAUUCGGUUCUAACAGUUGCUCAUCAUGCCUUAGCGAGAGCAACAACAGCGGGCCAUCUUCAAACACCCUGCUUAGGAAGCCAUUAUCAACUUCAGAGUCACAGCACUCCAGUGAACAAUCAGUCAGAGGAGAAGUCUCGCAGCACCAACAGGGUUCGGUUCGUAAAUCUAAAAUUGUGAUGGAUCAAAAACAGAUAGCAGGUGGAGGUGAGUCUAUCAGAAGCUGCUGGUUGGACAAGAAAAAAAAUCACACCCCAGCAAAAGUAUCACAAGAAGAUGGCAUUGCAAACCCUGAUUUCUCAGAAGCAGAAAACAAGGGUUUUUCAUUCUUCCAUUUCAGGGGUCCAGUGGCUCUUGCUGAUCCAUAUAGAUCAGAUUCUCUACCAUCAGAGGAUGUUGUUGGAGAUCGCAAUAAGGGAGUUUCCUUUGAAGAAUACAAACUGUUUGCUUCUACUAGGGGGGUAACAUUUUCUAUCUUGGGCUGCUGAUACUUCAGUCUGGUUUCUUUCGCGUCUAAGCGAUGAAAGUUUGAUUUGUAUUGCCAGAUACAAUAAGCUCCCUAUUAGGGAAAACUCUGUCAAUCUAUCAUCCUGCUCGAUUGCUUUUUGGAUUUCUUUGUCUAUCUUCCUUGUAUGUGCAGACUAAGUUUUGAAUGUGAACUUUUCUUUUGCAUUCUAUAUGAAGUAAUUUCUUUUUCCAUUUA
Molecule: messenger RNA, 4832 nt
Organism: Daucus carota subsp. sativus
Lineage: Eukaryota; Viridiplantae; Streptophyta; Magnoliopsida; Apiales; Apiaceae
Exons: 11
Coding region: 1591-4617 (1008 amino acids)
Source: RefSeq, a predicted model, not a curated record